Molecule: messenger RNA, 6394 nt
Organism: Scaptodrosophila lebanonensis
Lineage: Eukaryota; Metazoa; Arthropoda; Insecta; Diptera; Drosophilidae
Gene: Usp10
Product: chromatin modification-related protein eaf-1
Exons: 10
Coding region: 457-5301 (1614 amino acids)
Biological process (GO): regulation of autophagy; DNA damage response, signal transduction by p53 class mediator; protein deubiquitination
Cellular component (GO): nucleus; cytosol
Molecular function (GO): cysteine-type endopeptidase activity; cysteine-type deubiquitinase activity
Source: RefSeq, a predicted model, not a curated record
UAUUGUGCUUGCAAUAAACUACGUAUUUUUAUACAAUUCUUUUCGUAAAUGUGCGUGUGCGGUGGCCGUGUUCAGCUAAAAAUUAUUGUUAAUUAGAGCAGCGCAAAGUGUACAAAAAAGUGUUGCUUGCAGAAUCGUCGUGUCAUUAAAAAAAGCUAAAGCUAGAGAACGAAUCAAACACCCGCCGCCGCGGCAAGUGAAACACCACAAUCAUUGGCAGCCGCUGCAGCAGCUCCACUGUCCAGAGGCCGCCCGCACGCAUAAAACAUGAGAAGAGUUCUAUAGGAUUGUCGACGGUAAAGAAUUCUUUCAAUGUUCGACGUCUGCAGCAGCGUGUACGUGCUGUCUACUUCCUGAGAUUUGUGCAGCAACGAGCUGAACAACGAGUGAAACUUGUUAGCCUGAACUGCUUUGUUGCUGCAAGUGACGAAAAUUGCGCUUGGCAGGCGUUCAAUUAUGGCGCAGCAGCACCAACAGCCGCCGCAGCAACAGCAGCAGGCGGCAGCAGCAGUGGCAGUGGCGACAGCAACAACAACAGCGACACCGACAACAACUGUGCCAGCGAAUGCAGCCCAGCAACAACACGUUGUAACGCCAACAACUACAUCAACUUCAGCUAAUGCCAGCAGCAAUAACAAUAAUAAUAACAACAACAGCGGUACCAGUAAUAACAGCAACACCGUUUCACCACAAACACCCAGCAACAAUAAUAACAACAACAACAAUGUGAUGGCAUCAGUGCAACAAUUUACGCCCCCAGCUCAAGCAAUUUACAACCAACCGCCGAUCUUCAUGCCCACCCAUGGUGCACAUCCGCACGCACACCAUGGCGGCGGCUCCAUGUACCCAACCAUGAUACCAGCGCCAAUGCCCAGCAAUGUUUACGUGAACAAUGUCACUGCCAAUGUCAAUCUACAUGGCUGGUCGCAUUCUGUGCCAGCCUAUAUACCCACAGGCGGUGGACAGGCUCAUUAUGUAGCCACGCACGGUGAGCUACCGCCGGAGCAGGGUAAUCCCAUUAUGCAACCGCUACAGCAUAUGCCACUUACUUUGGGUCCUGCUGGCGGUCACAAUGGAAAUCCGCAUAACACUGGCAUGGGUGGGCGCGGUCGUGGCCGUGGCCGAGGACGUAGCGGCGGUGGCUUGCGUCGCAAUGAUUACCAUACACAACGCCACAUGCAGAGCCAGAGCCAACAACAGCAACAACACCAGCAACAGCAAAUGCCACCACCGCAGCCACUAUCGGAGAGCGCCAGUCCAGCUCCAAAUCUGCAGCAACUGCAGGCGGACCAAAUGGGUCAGCAAAUGGCACCACAACCCGACGCACAGCUACCAGUGCCAUAUGCGCACGCCUAUGCUCCGCAUCCCUACGCCUAUGGCACCUAUCCCGCUGCCUACUUUGCACCGCAUCAUGCACCACAGAAUGCUGCAGCCCAGCAGGCUACGGGUCCUCCGCUCUUUAUCUCACCUAUGCCAUUGUACAAUGGUGCGCCCGUUUAUAACUAUAUGGGUGGGUACUUGUAUCAGCCGGUUAUGCCGCCGGCCGAAUACCAAUAUAUGCCCGAAGACGGUGGCCAAGGUGUGGAUGAACGUCAGGCCCAGGAUGGUGGCGCUGCCAUGGUGCCACAUUUGUGGCAUCCAUCUCCCGUCUACACCGAUGAAUAUGGCAUGAGUACGGCAGAGGUGAUGCCACCACAUCCCAAUGGAGUUGUCAGCGAUGAAUUGAAUCACAAUGCCUCUUCGCUGGCCUCAUCGGAAACGUCCAGCAUGCUCAGUCCCAACUACCCCAUGUAUGAGGCGCAAAUGCAUGAAAUGCAACAACAAAUGGGCGUCAUUCAAUUGUACGAUGAUGGACAAAUGGCACCACUACAGCCCAUGCAUCCAGGCACUGGCCCUGUGCCACAGUAUGAGGAUGAGUUGUCUGAGUGCGGAGCCGCAUCUGCUGGUGGCAUUCCCGUUACAUGGACAGCGGCUAUGCCCGUAACAGCCGAUGUACCGCAGCCUCCGCAGCAGCCCAUGCUGCACGCCCCACAGCAUCAUAUCAUACAGCCUGUACCACAGGCCAUCAUUGAGCAACCUUUGUUGCCAACGCCCGUACAGACUAGCACGCAGGCCACAACCGCUGCAGUUCCACCACAACAGCCACAGCAACAACAGCAGCAGCUUUCGUCGCAGGAGCCGUUGGUGCCGGUUGAUGUGGAGCGUCUGAAUAAGAGUUUGCUGAAUAACAACAACGAAGUGGCGCUGGAUGAUGUCCUAUUGGUGAGCCAAGAGAAGCAGCAACAAAUCGAACAGUUGCCCUUAGAGUAUCAGCAACAGGUGUUGCAAACACAGCCUCAGCCGCAACAGCAACAAGUGAUUGCUGAGCCCAAGUCAGUGCAUAAGGGCGAGCCACAGCAGCAGCAGCAACAACAACAGACAGCCAAAGCGCCAAAUGUGAUUGUCGCCACUGUAGCACCACAACUACAGCAGCAGCAGCAGCCGCCGGCACAGCAGCAACAUCAGCAACAGCAGACUUCACCAGUUGUGCCGCAACAGCAACAUAACUCCGCUCAACAACAGCCACAAAAUGCCAAUUAUCAUGAGCAGCAACAGCCGCAGCAGCAGCAACAACAACCGCAGCAGCAGCAACAACAGCCGCAUCAGCAGCAACCACUGCCACAGCGCAAGCCACAGCAGCAAUAUAACAACACACAGCAACAGGUGCGUCGAAAGUUUUCUUCAGAAUACAACCAUCAUCAUCAUCAUCAGGGCAGCAACGAUACGGCCAUACAAACGACCAAAACCAUGUCCUGGACCAAUUCGGCUCAGCACAAAAAAUCCACACAAUCGGUGGCGGUGACUGCCUCGCCAAAUGUGGGAAAUGGCAGUGGUGUUAUUGUCAGUAGCAGCAGCAGCAGUAGCAACAGCAGCAGUAACAGUAACAACAGCAACAAGCAGGGCUUUAGUCAUCCCACCAAAACGUACACCAAUCAGCAACACUACCAACAGCAGCAGCAACAGCAACAACACUAUCAACAGCCGUCAUUUAAUAAUGCCAACAACAAUCAGCCACAAAUGCGCACGUAUGGCACAAUGAAGGUUCCAUCAUCACCGGUAGCCACCACAGCACCACCGUUGGAGCGUAAAAAUAGUCAUCAGGCUGGUGUUGAGCCCUAUGCGAAGGUCUAUGCUGGCGGCAACAACAAUACUGUGGCUCAUCAAGGCAACCAAACAACAACAACUACCUCAACAGCAAGCAUAACAGCGACGCCACACCAGUUUCAACAGCAGCAGCAGCAGCAGCAGCAGCAACAACAACAUUCAGGCGCCGCAAUCGAAACGUCCAGCAACACAAACACUUCAAAUAUACCACAGCAGCAACAAUUGCCGCCACAGCAGCAGCAACAACAACAUCAUCAUCAGCAGCAGCAACAGCAACAGCCAACACAUCAAUUCUCUUCCAAACCUUAUGGCAGCUAUGCUAGCAAAAAGCACAAUCAACAGUUGCAGGUCGCCGAGUCACAAAAUUUGAGUAGCAAUAGCGUUUCUACGGCCACACCUGCCCUCAACUUGGCACCACCUGCACCGCCUGCCUCGCAAUCUAGCAACAAUGGUGCCGAAAGUGCACAACCUUCCUGGGCUAGUCUCUUUGCCAACAAGAAACCCGUCGCAAAGGUGGCCCCCUACGAGGGCAACAAGCCACAACAACAGCCGCAGCUUCAGCAUCAGCAGCAACAGCAACCACAGUCGCUGGUGCCGCAGCAACAAAUGCCGCCACAGAACGCAGCACAGUCUGUUGCUCAACAUCUGCCACAUGUCGCAGCACCGACUGCCCAUCAACAGCUUCAAACACCGACGCCAGUUCCGCCGCCCACAACGCCACUCAUCACACCAGGUGCACUUUCCUAUUCGGCCGCCUCUGCUCAGGCGCUGCCAACACCGUUAUCAGCACCACCGGCACCCACUUCUGCGGUCAAGCCACUGAAGGCCGAACAAUCUCGUGCCGCACAACUGGACGAAUGGACCAAACAAUAUGCCGAUUUCCUCACUCGCCACAAGACCAAUCUGACGCCCAUCAGUCUGCGACCGCGCGGUCUAACCAAUCGUUCCAAUUACUGCUACAUUAACUCCAUCCUGCAAGCGUUGCUCGGCUGCUCCCCCUUCUACAAUCUUUUUCGGGCCAUACCCAAGCAGGCCGCAACGCUCAGCGAGGUGAAGACGCCCACUGUAAAUGCCAUGAUGUCUUUUAUGACCAACUUCUCGUCGUUGCCAAGUGGCCAGCGACUGCGACUAAAUAACAAUGCGAACAAGGGUGCUCAAAACAAGGGCAAGGACGAGUUCCCUGGCGUUGAUUUGCAAUGUGAUGUAGCCUUUGAGCCCACGGAAAUUUAUAAGUUGUGGAAUGAUAGUCGCGAGGAGCAUGUUGAAGGUCGUCAGGAGGACGCUGAAGAAUUUUUGGGCUAUGUGCUUAACAAGCUGAAUGAUGAAAUGCUCGAGGUUAUCAAGCUAAUUGCCAAGCCAAGUGCACAACAGAACGGUCAGGAGCCAUCCGAGCCAGAGGAUGGCGGCGAUGUGUGGCAGAUGAUCUGCAAUAAUCGCAAUAAGGGCAGCGUAACACGCCAAACCGAUUUCGGACGUACGCCCCUCAGCGAUAUUUUCCGUGGAGAGCUGCGAUCACGCCUACAACGCGAAGGCGAACACUCUACAGAUGAUAUUCAGCCUUUCUUUACGCUACAGCUGAACAUAGAGAAAGCCGCUUCGGUGAAGGAGGCUUUGGAGAUUCUAGUUGGUCGGGAUCAGCUGGAGGGUGUAACGGGUAGUAAGACCAAACAGGAGGUGGUGGCGUGGCAACAAAUGACUUUGGAGAAACUGCCCGUUGUUCUGAUAUUGCAUUUGAAAUACUUUGAUUAUAGAUCCGAUGGCUGCACAAAGAUAUUAAAGAAAGUCGAAUUCCCCGUUGAGCUAAAAAUCGAUGCAAAGAUACUUGGCUCAAAGAAAACAUCGCAGAAGCAGCGCGCCUAUCGCCUUUUCGCCGUUGUCUAUCACGAUGGCAAGGAGGCAUCCAAGGGGCAUUACAUAACCGAUGUCUAUCACACCGGCUACAAUAGCUGGUUGCGCUAUGACGAUAGUUCGGUGAAACCGAUUAGCGAGAAACAUGUGCUGCAGCCGCACACACCGCGUGUGCCUUAUCUACUCUACUAUCGUCGUUGCGACACCGUGCCACAGUCACAAACAAGCAAUGGCGCAGCUGGCGGUGCUGGCGGUGGCGCCGCCAAUUCUGCAACAAACUCUGCUGGAAACUCGGCGAACAAUAAGUGAAAACUAAAACAAAACCCAAGCGGUGGUUUAGUUGUAAAAACAAAAGGCUAAUGCCUAACUAUAUUUUUCUCUCUUUCUCUGUGUGUGUGUGUGUUAAGUUCUUGAGAGUGUGUGGGAGAAAGUUUGUUCGUAUGAGUUUGGUUAGUUGGUUUUAUAUGCAUAUACAAUAUUACGAUUAUAUCUAUAUAUAUGUAGAUAUACAUAGCGUAUAGUUUAGCCCGAAGUCCAAAGCGCAUGUAUGUAUGAAUGAUACAUUAUAAAUCUAUAUAUAGAAUGUGUACGAGUAUAUGUGUGUGUGCAUGGUAGAAAUUAAGUUAAAGUUUUAUGAAAAACAAAAAAGUAUAAAAAGCAAGUAAACUCUUAGCUCUAAGCUAGUAUACCUAUAAGAUUUUAUUUGUGCAUUUCUGCGAAGGGAAAACAAAAGAAAACAAAAACAAAACACAAACGAAAGUGAAAACUGUUUGGUCGGCUUGAUAUACAGAUACAUAAUUAUAUAUAUAUAUAUUUAUAUAAAUAGCAAUGAAACGAAACAAACUGGUGUACAAAGUGUAUGAAAUAACUAAAACAGCGAGCAAAUAAUAAUAUUAAGUUACAAUAAGUUUAACAAACAAAUUGCUGCUAUUGCUACGAAAAACAGAAAACACUUCUUUUUUUUUUAAUUGUCCAACAUGUCAAACAUUUAUUUUUGUAAGCAAAAACAAAAAAAACUUCAGCCAGCAACUUGCAUUAUAAACGCAUAGCGAUAAGUGUAACAAAAUUGAUAUGACAAAAAUUAUAAAACUGUAUAUAAAUAUAUAUAAACCAUAGCUACUUAUUAAUUAAAUUGUAAUUAAAAAGUGCGUUUCUUGUUUCUUUCGAUGUGUUUGCAUUUAGGGUCACACAUACACAAAACACACAACAACAUAACAAAAUAUAAACGACAUAACACUGAAACAAAAACAAUAUUGAAUGCUUUGAAUAUGCUUUAAUAAAAAACAAAACAAAUUCAUCAUGAUGUGAAUGUUAAAAAUGUAAUGGAAUAUGUAAUGUUAUUCUUUUUUUUUAACAUUGUAUGUUAUAAAGCAUCGAGCUUUAUACGUUAAGUGUAACGAAA